ACACGAAUUGUAUUGAAACGAACGGCAAUAACGAGACGACCCCUCAGUUUGUGAUAUAGAGUCAUGUUUUGCCGGAGAUAUUGAUUAUUUGAUUUGAAGACACGAUAACUAUAUUUACCACUUAUUUUCAGAUCACAAAUCACUUCAUAAAUCGGGUUUAAAGGCCACUCAACUCUAGGUAAUGAUGAUGAAUGUGGGCUCUCCUAUGGAUGGUCAACAACCGGGCUCUUCAUGGUGGGUCGAGUCGUGGUCCAGUCAAAUAGCGACAGCACUGGCGCUGGUGUUAGUCCUGUGCGGACUCCUCACUGCCAUCAGUCCAAUCGCUAUCUACUGUAUUCUUCCGGGACUCAUACAACUGGUGGCGGCGGCUAUAAUCCUAAGCAUCGAAGCGCCUUCGUUCGUGGCGUUCCUGUCCUUCGCCCGCGGCGUCGGCCGAUUCAUUGAAGGCAAACCCUAUUGGUUCAAAGCAUCCAUAUAUGCUGUGGUAACUUUGGUGCCGUUCAUUAUUGGCAUAUCGAUGGGUUGCUUCGGCCCCGCAUUCAUACUCGGCUUUUUAGCCUCUUUGGGGAUUACGGCUCUCUUCGGUCUCUUAGUGUUGGGACGAAAGGGCAGCAGAGAUGAGAUGCGAUUCCAAGCGGGUGGCACUCCGACCGGCGCUCAGCCAUACUCUCCCACUUCUCCGUAAAGUGUAAUCCAAUGGAUGUUUUGGUGUUUUAAACUUCGAAUCUCUUCUCUUCUAAUCGUGAAAUAUAUGCAGAAAACGAAAUGUCUUUUCAGAUAAAACAUGUCAGAAGUCUAGAUCAUAGCUUAUAAAUGAUUGCUUUAAAUACUGUGUUAAUUACAAUUGUAAUAUCAGAGUCCGAUAUGUGACUGCAUUCCCCUCUUUAUAUAAGUAUUGCAUUUUAUAUUUAAGAUUAUGUUUAUUUUCACCAAAUAUUUUCAAUCAUUUGACAUUAAUUAUACAUUAAUUAUUAAUUAUAUAUUUUUCUCAUUUAUUAUUUCCAAUAAAAGUCGUUUACAUUUU
Molecule: messenger RNA, 1024 nt
Organism: Medioppia subpectinata
Lineage: Eukaryota; Metazoa; Arthropoda; Arachnida; Sarcoptiformes; Oppiidae
Source: the annotation of a GenBank genome assembly